AUGUCCGAUCCUCUUCCCGAGGACCACGGGCCACAGAAGCAGGGUCGUGUUGAACUUGCAGAGUCAAAAGACGGCGAAAUGGAACACAAGUUGGAGGACCAGCCCAGUCCGGGCAUUCGGGACAGCAAGGGAUGGGACGGGAAGCUCAGGUUUCCAAAGAACGCUGUCGUCACGAACCCCGAAGCGUUGUCAGAUGCCGAGUACUCUGAUGAUGAAAACGUCAACCCGGGCGAUGUGAUCCCGGCCGAUGAAGAUCUUCUCGACGGUGAACCAUUAGAUACGGAGGAACUCAACGCCACGCACUCUCGCAUCCGCAGCAUUCCAAGCCUCAAACUCGACCGUUUUAAGCAAGUUGUCAGCCUCUGCCUGCGUCAAAAUAUCAUACAAGAAAUCGAUGGACUUGCCUGCCUGGCAGAUACUCUACAAGAGCUCGACCUAUACGACAAUCUCAUAACACACAUCAAGGGGCUGGGCGAGUUGAAGGCCCUCACAUGGCUGGACCUGAGCUUCAACAAGAUCAAACGCAUCGAGAAUGUCAACCACUUGACGGAGCUCACUGAUCUGUUUUUCGUCGCCAAUAAGAUCAGGACAAUUGAGAACCUCGAGGGGUUGAACAAGCUGCGCAUGCUGGAGCUCGGAUCGAACCGGAUCCGUGAGAUGCAGAAUCUCGAUUCGCUCAAGGAGCUUCAGGAGCUCUACGUAGCAAAGAACAAGAUCACGGAGCUGACUGGACUGGCUGGGCUCCCGAAGCUCCGUCUUCUGAGCAUACAAUCCAAUCGAAUCCGGGAUCUUUCGCCUUUGAGGGACGUUCCUACGCUCGAGGAGCUAUACAUAACACACAAUGCCCUGACAUCUCUGGAGGGACUGGAGCACAACAUAAACCUCAAGGUUCUGGAUGUUUCAAACAACCAGAUCUCCAGUCUGAAGGGCCUCGGGCCGCUGAAGGAAUUGACCGACUUUUGGGCCAGCUAUAACCAGAUAGGCGACUUUGCUGAGGUGGAGAAGGAGCUCAAGGACAAGGAGAAUCUCGAAACGGUCUACUUAGAAGGCAAUCCGCUGCAGCUACGGGCUCCGGCUCUAUACAGGAACAAAGUACGGCUGGCAUUGCCGCAAGUGAAGCAGAUUGAUGCCACUUUUGUUCGUUGA
Pyricularia pennisetigena is the source of this 1146-nucleotide messenger RNA. RefSeq lists its product as uncharacterized. NCBI's taxonomy places the organism in Eukaryota, Fungi, Ascomycota, Sordariomycetes, Magnaporthales, Pyriculariaceae. Gene Ontology annotation, molecular function: protein binding. The transcript is spliced from 3 exons. The coding region runs from base 1 to 1146 and encodes 381 amino acids. The record is from RefSeq and is a predicted model, not a curated record.